UGUGGAACUCAAAGCAAGCAAAGCAAAUGACGACCAUUGAACUUCUGACUUCUGAGAGUAUGACUUGUAUAAAUAUUAAAUUCUCAGGGUGUUGUGGCUUCAAAAGUGGAUACAAUCACCAGGCAGUAAGUACUACUGUCAUGUCUUGGAACAAAGAAGAGGCUGAGAAGGCAAAGGCAAAGGCAAAGGCCAAGGCAGAGGAGAAGUUUAAGGCCAAAGACUAUGAAGGUGCUAAGAGAAUGGCUCUCAAGGCUCAAAGUAUGGAUGCCUCUCUUCCAUGUCUCCGUCAAAUACUGGCAGCUUAUGAUGUUCACAUUGCAGCAGCUUCCAAGAAGAAUGGACGUAUUGACUGGCAUGCUGUUCUCGGCGUUGAACCAUGUGCAGACUUUGAAACCAUUCAGAAUCAAUAUAAGAAGCUACGGUUCCUCACACACCCUGAUAAGAAUCCCUCUGUUGCUGCUGAUGGUGCCUUUAAGCUGGUUGUCAGGGCUUGGGAGACUUUAUCAACAAGUUCGAUGAGGAAUGGAAGUGAUGAAGGUCCUGCAGGCAAAUCUUCUGCCAGUUCUGCAUCUUCUUCUUCAUUUAAUAAACCAAACUACUCCAAAGCUAGUUCUGGACGUUCAGACAACUCUUCUGCCAAUUCUGCAUCUUCUUCUUCUUAUUAUAAUAAUAAACCAAGCUCCAACGCUAGUUCUGGGGGUUCAGCUUUAUGUCCUCGUUGUGACCGGAGAUGUAAAUACUUGGACUCUGAUCGCAUUGUGAUAAUGUGUAGCAACUGUGAUUUGUUUGCAUUCCGUGGCCAUGAACAAGAAGGUAGCUCUUCCUUUGGUGUGAUUAUUGAAUCUGGAGAUACAAUUACAGUGCAUGGAGUCAGUGGCUUGAGCAUCUUCGUAGAGGCUGCAGAGAAUGUCAACGUCACCGGAGAUGGUGGCAGGAUCUAUAUUGAUGGGUGGAAUUACGUGCAUGUACGUGGUUGUGAGAGCAUCUUCAUCAACAAGUGUAAAGAUUCAAGUGAUGCAUAGACGACAUUAAUACUAAUUUUUUUGCAAUUAGAUGAAUCAAACUGCACCAUGGUUCAUGCAGUUGCUUGGGCAUGGCAUUGGAGAGCCUUUACAACUCU
Molecule: messenger RNA, 1120 nt
Organism: Dioscorea cayenensis subsp. rotundata (Guinea yam)
Lineage: Eukaryota; Viridiplantae; Streptophyta; Magnoliopsida; Dioscoreales; Dioscoreaceae
Exons: 1
Coding region: 27-1022 (331 amino acids)
Source: RefSeq, a predicted model, not a curated record